AUGGUGAAAACCUUUGCCUUCAGUCAUGAAACGAAGACGACUUCAUGGCUUCCGCCCAUCGAGUCGUGGAAAGGAUCCGACGAUCAGUACUUUCCCUACGGCUGGGAGUCGGCGGUGGAUAAGGACGGGAAGGCCUAUUAUAUCAACUGUUAUUAUGGAAUGAGAUAUACACUGACUUCCCUUUUCCUUUGCGUGGAUCCGAUGAUCCCUUCCCUCUCUUCAGACGUGGCUUUUCGAUGA
Oppiella nova is the source of this 240-nucleotide messenger RNA. The record is from the annotation of a GenBank genome assembly. NCBI's taxonomy places the organism in Eukaryota, Metazoa, Arthropoda, Arachnida, Sarcoptiformes, Oppiidae.